GGAACACUCAAAAUUUAUUUCCUAAUUUGCUGCUUUUAUGCUGUAAUAACCAAUUCCUAAUUUGCUCUCAUGAAGAAAUCCAAGAAAGAAGGAGGUAACAGUGGAAACUGUCAACAUCAGCAUGAUUAAAGGAAGAAGGACAGGUGCAAGUUUGGGAAGGCUAUGUAGAUUGGAGGAACAGACCAGCCAAAAAAGGACAUCAUGGUGGCAUGCUUGCUGCUUCCUUUGUUUUGGCUGUGGAGGUAUUAGAGAACCUAGCAUAUCUUGCUAAUGCAAGCAACCUUGUUUUGUACCUGACCAAGUUUAUGCACUUUUCACCAUCCACCUCUUCCAACAUUGUCACCAAUUUCAUGGGAACAGCUUUCCUCCUUGCUAUUCUUGGUGGGUUUCUGGCUGAUGCAUUUUUCACCACUUAUUCCAUCUAUCUCAUAAGUGCUGCAAUAGAAUUCAUGGGCCUAUUAGUCCUUACAAUACAAGCACACAUGCCAUCACUGAAACCACCAAACUGCCUUAUGGGAGAUUCCAGCAGUCACCUAUGUCAGAAACUUCAUCAAGGGGAGGCAGUUAUGCUCUUUGCAGGCCUCUAUCUAGCAGCUCUCGGCGUAGGAGGAAUAAAAGGAUCACUUCCUCCUCAUGGGGCUGAGCAGUUAGAUGAGACCACCCUAGAUGGAAGGAAAAAGAGGUCUGAAUUUUUCAAUUACUUUGUCUUCAGCCUCUCAUGUGGGGCAUUGAUUGCAGUCACUUUUGUGGUGUGGAUUGAAGACAACAAGGGAUGGCAGUGGGGUUUAAGUGUCUCAACUGCAUCAAUAUUGAUCUCCAUUCCAGUUUUCCUUCUUGGUUCACCAACAUACAGGACCAAGAUUCCAUCUGGAAGCCCCAUCACAUCCAUGUUCAAGGUUGUUGUUUCUGCAGUUUGCAACAACUUCAAAUCAGGGAAUUCAACCAAUGCUGUCAUAAACAUGGCCACAAGUCCAUCCCACACAACUGAAAUCGGUGGUGAAGUUGAAGAAAGUAACACUACAAAAGAGGAUCAGCUAAGUCAAAGGACUCAAACCCCAACAGAAAGCCUUAAAUUCCUUAAUAAAGCAGUGAUGGAACCAGUUCAUCCUAUGCUGCAGUGCACAGUAAAGGAAGUUGAAGAGGCCAAGGUAGUAUUAAAGAUCCUUCCCAUAUUCAUGUCCACCAUAAUGCUUAACUGUUGCCUUGCUCAGCUAUCAACCUUCUCAGUCCAACAAUCAGCCACAAUGGACACCAUGCUUGGUUCCUUCAAGGUCCCACCAGCUUCUCUACCUGUGUUCCCUGUUCUCUUCAUCAUGAUCCUUGCCCCACUCUACAACCAUUCCAUUGUCCCAUUUGCAAGGAAAGUGACCAAAACUGAGAUGGGCAUAACACAUCUACAGAGAAUAGGGACAGGGCUAUUUCUCUCUAUUGUGGCAAUGGCAGUGGCUGCUUUGGUGGAAACCAAGAGAAAGAAAACAGCUGCUGAAUUUGGUUUAUUAGAUUCUACCAAGCCUCUUCCCAUGACAUUCUUGUGGGUGGCUUUUCAAUACUUGUUUCUUGGUUCUGCUGAUCUUUUCACUUUGGCUGGGAUGAUGGAGUUCUUCUUCACAGAGGCACCAUGGAGCAUGAGGUCAUUGGCCACAGCACUCUCAUGGGCCUCACUGUCCAUGGGGUACUUCCUGAGCACUGUUCUUGUGUCCAUUAUUAAUAAGGUCACAGGAGCUUUUGGACACACACCAUGGCUCUUGGGUAGCAACUUGAAUCAUUAUCAUCUUGAGAGAUUUUAUUGGUUGAUGUGUGUGCUUAGUGGACUAAAUUUUAUUCAUUAUCUCUUCUGGGCCAAUUCCUACAAGUACAGAGGUUCACCAAGGUCUGGAUAUUAGAACAAAUUGUAGACAUAACCAUUUCUUGUAUAACUCUAUAACUAUAACCACCCUUUAUUCCAUUCCAUGAGAGAGAUGUUCCAUGAACCACAUAUGCAUGAUCAUAGAUGCAAUUAGUACCUUUGUAUCUACUGUUACAUAUAUCACUUGGCAGCUUACAAAAUAAUUUAAUAAGUGUACCACAUUCUGUUUUUAGAAUAAUACUUUGCCAUUUAUAAUGUAACUAGUUUAGCUUGUUGGCAACUUAUGUAAUGGUGUCAAACAAAUGGUGAUUGUAGUUUUGCAGCCACCAGUUGCUUCUCUAUUUCCUCAUUCAGUAUGAUAUAUAUUUAAUUAAACCAGCAACAUUAAGAUUCGAUAUUUUUAAGAUUCGAUAUAUGAUAUUUUCACAUUUUGAAAGAGGCCACUU
Messenger RNA from Lotus japonicus, 2292 nucleotides. Its product is annotated as protein NRT1/ PTR FAMILY 4.6-like. Gene Ontology annotation, cellular component: membrane. The transcript is spliced from 5 exons. Gene Ontology annotation, biological process: transmembrane transport. Gene Ontology annotation, molecular function: transmembrane transporter activity. The record is from RefSeq and is a predicted model, not a curated record. The coding region runs from base 210 to 1883 and encodes 557 amino acids. NCBI's taxonomy places the organism in Eukaryota, Viridiplantae, Streptophyta, Magnoliopsida, Fabales, Fabaceae.